Messenger RNA from Prorocentrum cordatum, 1260 nucleotides. Lineage: Eukaryota; Dinophyceae; Prorocentrales; Prorocentraceae. The record is from the annotation of a GenBank genome assembly.
GUCGCUGACCACUUGGACCUCCCUGAGUUUUGCAACGGUGUCAUACUCACCCCCCUGAAGGCCCUGCUCAGCACCGAGAGUAAGCUCACGGCACCGCAGAGAGGCACGCUGCUGCACAGGCACUGCUCUUGUGUGCGCCUCGACAGCCUCGAGGGCUCACCUGCGUUUCGUGUCAAUGCAGCGCGGGCGGCGCAGUCGCCGCUAGCCCUCGUCUUUGCUGGGCGCUGUCUGGUCCCGUUUCCUGCACUCGUCAGGCCGCCGCCUGGGCGACCCGUGCGCUGGGGGCUUGGAGGGACUGGCAGAUGCACGGGAGAUGUCUACCCUGACGGAUCGGUUUUUGAAGCUGAGUAUCCCAGGCUUGCGAGCGCGGGCUGGGGGUGCGUGGCGCCUCACCCCGAUUGCCUUCAGGUUGUUUCGUUUUGCUCUGGUCCCGUGCUCGACCGCUUGCAGUGCAUUAGUGCCGCCGAACUCAUCGCAGUUAUGCAUGUGCUGCGCUUCGCGGCGCCGCCAGUGCGCAUGUGUUCGGACUCAGCCUUUGUCGUGGAUGGCUUCCACGAACGUGGCCGCGUGACCGCUACUGCCUGUGUUGCCGCGCAUGCUCACCUUUGGCGGGAGUUCUGGCGUUUGGUGGGCGACUGGGGGGACGGGUUCGAGCUCUCGAAGGUCAAAGGUCAUGCGGCCUUAGGAGACAUCCAGCACGGGCGCGCCACAGCGCGCCACAAGUUUGGCAAUAUGAUGGCAGACCGCGCUGCAAAGAGCGCCGCUGCCUUUGCGCGAGUGCCGCGGCAACGCCGUGCGCAGCUGCAGGCUCGCUCCAAGGUUGUCAAGACCUGGGGAGACUGGAUUGGCAGGCUCAGUGACGGGCUUGAAGAUUGUGGCCACCCCAAGCGGCACAAUCGGGGCAAGCCGCGUCUCCCUCGGCUUUUCGUCGUGCGCAAUCCCGUCCCAUCUGGCAUUGCGUCUCGUGUGCUGGCGGCGCAGGGGCAGCUAGGGGAUGGGGCGCGCAAGCAUGAACUUGUGCGUAUUGCACUGUGUGAAGGUCCCACUGUUGUGGGCUGCGUGCGUUGUGGCAGCUUUGCAGUCUCUCGCGUUGCAGCUCUCAGCCAGCCGUGCCCGCCUGUGGCCACUGACCAUGCCCUGAAGGUGCUCAAGCGGCUCUGCAAAAGAGAGUUUCGCCUCAGCACCAAGGUGUUUCGGGUCGCAGCGCAGGCACCGCUCGCUGUGGCCGCCGAAGCGGCUGUUCACGACGCCCAGCUGGAG